Messenger RNA from Euleptes europaea (tarantolino), 1005 nucleotides. RefSeq names its product transmembrane protein 25 (gene TMEM25). Gene Ontology annotation, biological process: negative regulation of excitatory postsynaptic potential. The transcript has 8 exons. Bases 1 to 1005 code for a protein of 334 amino acids. Lineage: Eukaryota; Metazoa; Chordata; Lepidosauria; Squamata; Sphaerodactylidae. The record is from RefSeq and is a predicted model, not a curated record.
AUGGCGGCGGCGCGGCGGCGGCUGCUGCUGCUGCUGCUGCUGCCGGCGCUCCUGCGGCCAGGCGUGGCGGAGCCGGAGGCCCCGGGCGAGGGCCGCGCCUUCACGUGCCUGUCGCCUGCGCCCAGCCUGUCGUGGUACCUCGACGGCGAGGGGAGCGGCGCCUCCAGCAGUCCUGCCGCCUUCGAGGAGAGCGGCGGCGGCGGCGGCGGCGGCCCCGUGGUGGGGACGGCGCGCCGCCUGGACCGCCGCCUCAACUGCUCGGCCGUCGACCCGGCCACCGGCCACGAGUCCCGCGCCGCCGUCGUCCUGCACGUGCAGUUUCAGCCCGAGCUGUUGCCGGUGGACGGCCGCGCCGACGAAGGGCGGGGCCCCGGCCUGCUGCUGGUGCUCUUGGUGCUGGUGCAGGCCAGCCCCCCGGCCCGCAUCACCUGGGUGGACGCGGACGGCCGCCGGACGGUCGACACCUCCCACUUCCUCAUCGUGGACGCCAAGACCUACCCCUGGCUGAGCCGCCGCGCCGUGGAGGUGCAGCUGCGCACCUGGGCCCGCAACGACUCCCACGCAGCCGGCCGCGCCAACGCCUCUGCUCUGCUGCCCGGUUUCCUGGACACCCGCAUUGAACUGCCCCUCCUGGCCCUGCUUGUGGGUGCUGCUGUGACCCUGGGGGUGUUCGUGGGCCUGGGGACACUCAUCAGCUGUGUGGUAUACCAGAAAGGAAAGAAGGCUGCAGGACUCACCCGGCCAGCCCCGUUGCCUGCGAGUGACUCAAACCACCUGAUGCCACAAGGGCCCCGGCUGCCGCGGGCAAACAUGUCCCUACCCUCCAACCUCCAGCUCAACGUCCUCACGCCAGAGCCAAAAGCCGAUGGAGUGGAGGACGAGGAGGGGGCCCUCUCAGAGCCAGAGAAUAGCCUCGCCUUGGAGAACAGAGGUCUCAGCCGCUUCCCCAUGGUCGGGUACAUCUACAGAGCAUCGAGUGUCAGCAGCGAAGAGAUCUGGCUGUAA